UCACCGCCCAAAACUUUUUAUUUGUUGGUUCCGAUUACACAAUCAGACAUGUCCUAUUUUGGAUAGCUCUGUCUCUAUUCUACAACAAGCAGCUUGGGGAGCACUUUCCGCAAAUCCUUCUCUUCGAGUACGCCUCCUCCCACAACAACAAGCCGCUCCACGUCCCUCACUUCUCCGAGGACGUCCCGAAUUCCUUCCCCACCCGACACCGACACGCCGAGCACCUUGACGACGCACCCCGACCUCCGGACUAACCCUCUCAGCGCCAACGCGUCCCCUCCCCCAAGCACACCCAGCACUUCCAACUUUGGUAGUUCCAACCACGCAAGUAACCCUCCCACGCCCUCCCCCCCCGCGCGAACCCACAACUCGCGUAUGACAUCAUGCCUAACCGGCCACCCGGCCACCACCGCCGGCGUCACCCAGCUCCUAAACACCCUCACCGCCCUCAUCCUCUCCACCCACUCCAGAUUCUGCUCAUACGUCGGCACGCCCCGACACAGCCCCGCCCCCCGCCAGAACACAAUACCCGCCCUCUUCAACGCCCUUUCUCGAAUUCCCACUCCUCCAGACCCUCCCACCGCACACCCAGGACCCCUGCAGGGUACCCACACGUCCGCAUCCUCUUCACGUUCCCCAGUUUCACCGGUUCCGCUUCCUCAAACGCCCUAUCGAACCUCCCCCCACCCGGAUUCACAAACACCAGUCCCUCCACCUCCCUCCCCCUCCCACUCCCCAACACAGCCCGCACACUCUCCUCCCCCCCAAGAUCAACCUCCACCUCCCUCCUCCUCCCCCUCAAACACCCCACUAACGGAUUCCCCCCACAAACUGGGAUCCUCCCACUAACCCGGAGCCUCACCCCCCUUCCCUCCUCUCCCCCUCUCCAAAUGCCUCUCCAAACACCACACCACCCUCUCCACCCUCGGAUGCAGCGCCACCACAUCGAAAUUCACAUGCACCCGCAUCCACAGCGCCGGGAGGCUCACCCCCGCCGUGCGCCAGUGUCCGCAGACUUGCGUGAGCGUCCACGCGGGGUUGGAGAGGAAGUCGGCUUGCGGGGGGAGGGAGGACACGCACAGGGUGAAGAUCUCCCGGAGGACGUCGUAUGGGAGUGUCGAUGCUGGCGAAGGCAUGUUGUUGUUAUCAGAUGCAUAUGGAGGAAGAAUACCGACAAAUACGUACCGGGCCGGGAAGCUAUGGUACUUGAUGUCUCCUUCCCCUCCUUGGCCUUGCGAGCGGUGGCAUAUUGUGUUGCGUAUGGGAACGACGGCGACCACUACCUCAUUACGAUUCGGAACGAGCUCCGCUCCGUACUUGGAUACUUAAUAUCUCACUCGACCAGACACGACUUUUAACGGG
This is a messenger RNA of Desarmillaria tabescens, 1362 nucleotides long. RefSeq lists its product as uncharacterized. The transcript has 3 exons. The record is from RefSeq and is a predicted model, not a curated record. Lineage: Eukaryota; Fungi; Basidiomycota; Agaricomycetes; Agaricales; Physalacriaceae. Bases 384 to 1358 code for a protein of 324 amino acids.